This is a messenger RNA of Paramuricea clavata, 2538 nucleotides long. The record is from the annotation of a GenBank genome assembly. Lineage: Eukaryota; Metazoa; Cnidaria; Anthozoa; Malacalcyonacea; Plexauridae.
UUCAUUUAUGGAAUCGUCUCAAAGUGUUACCGCUGAUCUAUCUGUAAGUAUCAGAAGCACUGAUCUCAAAAUAGAAUGGAUAGCACAAUUCAUACUCUUUGUUCACUGGUUCGGGAAAUGAAGCUUGCAGCCAGGCUUAGAAAAUAUUAAUAUUACAGUAAAUUUAGUUUUUGGCAGCGAAAUCCAAAAAUAAAAUUUUCCUGUGGAAAUCACGCAUGAUGCAGCAUAACGUGAUAAACUUUAAUUUCAGCACAAAAUUACCUUCAAUUUCGCAUAAAACUACCUUCAAUUUCACAUAAAUUAAACUACAUUUGUCAUAUGCAAAGAAUCUCAAGCAAUCUAUUUCUACCAUAAUACUGUACGAUCCUUAGCAUACUUACAGUAUAUAUUUUUUACCCAAUAAUACAUGUUCAUAAUAUAGUUGAAUUCUGGCUUUCCUCUUUUCCACUGUCACUCUCUUAUAAUACACUGUACAGUAUAAUACACAAACCUUUUUGAAUAGAGAAAUAUUGAAGGUGCGAAUUUGGUUACCAACUUACCAACAUACUGUACUCUCGUCCUUUAGUCUAGCCAAAAUAUCAUUUUGGCUCCGAUUUUAAUAAUUAUGCAAAUUUACUCAUAGGCGUACCGGGCGGGGGGGCAAUAUUCGAUCAACAGUCGGGCAAUUUUGGCUUGCAAUAAAAAAAAAUGGGACAAAUUCUGUCAAUUUUGUCUAAAAUGAAGUCAAUUUUGUCUAAAAUGAAGUCAAAUUUUUGGCAAAUUUUGUGAUUUUUCGAAAAUUUGUGUUAUGUUCCGAAAGAAAUUGGUUGUCCGGAAAAAUUUUUUGACCCCUAAAAUGGUACACUGACCGAAAUUGUUUUGGCGACGGGCGGUCGCCAAAAUAAUUUUUCAGGAAAAAUUUUUUUGAUACUAGUCGGGCAGAAUUCGAGAAGUCGGGCAAUUUUCUUUCCGCCCCCCUAAUUUUUUCCUUCCGGUACGCCCAUGAAUUUACUUGACUAGUGGCAUGUCAGGCUUCCGCUGUUUUAAAAAUUAUUGUUAAAGCUUACCGUACUAUUGGUGCAUAAACUGCGUUUUAAUUUUAGUUUCCAUCGCGGCUUGGUUCGCAUUCUGUGACUUGGGAAGGAGCAUGGAGGAAAAUUAUGGGUAUUCCGCUACUGGCAUCAUUUGAUAUACGACAACAUGCUGGUUAUUCUCUCAAGUCUUCUGUAAAGGUACAGUACAUGUAUGUUUAUGAAUGAUAUGAUAUUGAACGUGCCAGUGUAAUACCAAUUAUAACAAAACUUCGGCUGAUAGAGAUGCAACUGCUGUACAGUGUAGGUACCUGAAAAAUGCAAGGAGAACUUCGACGUUUCGAGCGAAGGCCGUACUACAGUAAGUUUUUUUAAAUGUCUGUGCUAGUGUAGGUAGUGCGAAUAAUAACAAAACUUCGGCUGAUAGGAAUGCAAGUACUGCACAGUACCUGAAAAAUACAAGGAGAACUUCGACGUUUUGAGCAAAUACUACUACAGUAACUUUUUUUGAACUUUCUGUGCAUGCUAGUGUAGGUAGUGCCAAUAAUAUGAACAAGCGUUCGUUUGUAGGGAUGCAACUACCUGAAAACUAUAAGGAGAAUUUCGACGUUUCGAGCGAAUGCCCUUCGUCUGGAGUAAGGGCCUUCGCCCGUAACGUCGAAAUUCUUCUGUAUUUCCAGGUGGUUGCAUCCCUAUCAACCGAAGUUUUAUGUUGAUGAUUGGUCUACAACAUAGAUAUCUUAUAUACACUAGAUAGUGCAUCUAAUUAUUCUGCAAUUCAAAAAUUGAAGCCGUGAUUGCAGUCUCAGGUCGUUCCCAUGAAAUGAGAAGAUUCGUAUGUUUUCUAUUUCUUAAACAGAGAACUUAAACAUUAAGUUAACCCUAUUCCAAAUACAUUUUUAAACUAUUCAAAUGAUGAAAUUUAUUGUUGUUUUUAAGCGUUUAUUAGCAAGUGGGAACGACCAACAUGGCCGCCAUCUAUUCAAAUGGGGGUAACCGCUGGAAUAUUCUUGGCUUCAAUUUUACUAAAAGAGAUGCGCUAUUUGGUGUACAUAAGAUAUCUAUGGUCUACAAGGACAAAGUUUCUGUGAUUGAUGUUGGGGUGUACCGGAACUAUUAUUUGAAGUUCUGGUCGGAACCGAAUGAGGAUUUCCACCGGAAUUAAUUUAACAGGCCAGAACCCGUUCCGGUAAACCUUUAAUUUGUACACCUACGAUCAGACAAAGGCGUUUUAGAGCAUGUAAAAGAAUUAUAUAUUUAUAUUUUAUAAUUUUAUAUUCUCAUUGGCAUAUGCAUUCCAAUUAAGGGUUCACGCCAGAAAAAAAUGAUUUGCACCAACUUUGCCUCCCAAAGAGUUUUUUAUUUACAGUAGGAAUUAUAAAAGUCGCGCGAAAAUUUGGAAGGGGGGAAUUUUAAUGCGAUCGGGCGUGCGAGAGGCGGCAAAAGAGGGAUAGGAGAAGUAUUUUUUUCGGCUCACAUCCUCUCAAUUUCGCAGAGUGGCAAUAUGCCUCUAAAUGAUGAUUUUCAU